Molecule: messenger RNA, 3223 nt
Organism: Microcebus murinus (gray mouse lemur)
Lineage: Eukaryota; Metazoa; Chordata; Mammalia; Primates; Cheirogaleidae
Source: RefSeq, a predicted model, not a curated record
GUGUGUGUGUGGCUAUGAUGUGGCUGCCAUGGGGUGACCGUGUGACUGUUAUCCCUGUGUGUGGCUGUCUUGGUGUCCCUGUGGUGGUGCGAAUAUGACUGUCAUUGUGUGGCUGCUGUCGUGUGUUCAUUCUGAUGGUGUGUGCGUGGCUGUGGUCGUUGCCUGUCCAGUGUGGCCCUGCGUGUGAGUCUGUGUCAUGGUGCAUGUAUGUGCCCUUCCGUGGCCAUGUGGCUGUGGUUGUGGAUGGCACAUGUCUCUCCUGGGACUGUCAGUGUGGAGGAGAGACUGUUGAUGUGUGUGGCUGUCGUUGAGUGCCUUGUAAUUGAGGGUGUGACACUGUGGCCGUUUCUGUGACCCCCAUUGUGUUGGUGACUCUGUCUUCGCUGUGACUCAGUAAGCGUGUUGGCAGCUCCGAGUCCACGUCCCUGACUGUGGGGGGGGAGGGGCUGUGUGGGGCUGUGAUGUGUGUAGGGUCCCCUGAUGUGGCCUGCGAGUAUGUGUUUGGGAGGGAGGACUUGUUUGAUCCGUGUGGGUGUCUGUGGCAGGCCGUGCGCCAACUGUACCUUGAGCGUGUCGCCUGUGUUGGACACCUGUCUGAAUGAGCAAGCCUGGCUUGUACCCCACGAGCUGGCACCCAGCACAGCUCCUGGAAGUCGGCAGGAGCUCAGCCCUCACGGUGGGAUGGAUGGACACCAUGUCGCGAGCCAGCCUCGUGGAUGAGGCACUGGAGCCAGCGUGCCCACCCUCGCCUGCCCGUGCCUCAGUUUCCACAUCUGCACAAUGGGGGUGACCACCCCUGCUCUGCUGGGUGCCAGGAAGGGGUGUGAGUCUGUGGGCGUGGUGGCGGCCUGUGGGAAGCCUUAGGGCACUUUCACAGGCCUGGCCUUCACCAUGGCGGGAGGGAGACCGCACCUGAAGAGGAGUUUCUCCAUCAUCCCCUGCUUUGUCUUCGUGGAGUCGGUGCUGCUGGGUGUCGUGGUCCUGCUGGCUUACCGCCUGGAGUUCACGGACACCUUCCCCGUGCACACCCAGGGAUUCUUCUGCUAUGACAGCACCUACGCCAAGCCCUACCCGGGGCCUGAGGCCGCCAGCCGAGCACCCCCUGCGCUCAUCUACGCCCUCGUCACCGCUGGGCCCACGCUUACAAUCCUGCUGGGGGAGCUGGCGCGUGCCUUCUUCCCUGCCCCGCCUUCGACCCUCCCGGUCGCUGGGGAGAGUACCAUCGUGUCCGGGGCCUGCUGCCGCUUCAGCCCGCCGCUGCGGAGGCUGGUCCGCUUCCUGGGGGUCUACUCCUUCGGCCUCUUCACCACGACCAUCUUCGCCAACGCGGGGCAGGUGGUGACUGGGAACCCCACGCCACACUUCCUGUCAGUGUGCCGCCCCAACUACACGGCCCUGGGCUGCUCGCCGCCCUCACCAGACCGGCCGGGGCCCGAUCGCUUUGUCACUGACCAGGGCGCCUGUGCUGGCAGCCCCAGCCUCGUGGCCGCUGCGCGCCGCGCCUUCCCCUGCAAGGACGCGGCCCUCUGCGCCUACGCGGUCACCUACACGGCAAUGUACGUGACUCUCGUGUUCCGCGUGAAGGGCUCCCGCCUGGUCAAACCCUCGCUCUGCCUGGCCCUGCUGUGCCCGGCCUUCCUGGUGGGCGUGGUCCGCGUGGCCGAGUACCGCAACCACUGGUCGGACGUGCUGGCUGGCUUCCUGACCGGGGCGGCCAUCGCCACCUUUUUGGUCACCUGCGUCGUACACAACUUCCAGAGCCGGCCACCCUCUGGCCGAAGGCUCUCCCCCUGGGAGGACCUGGGCCAAGCCCCCACCAUGGACAGCCCCCUCGAAAAGUUAAGUGUGGCCCAGGAACCCGAGGCCUGCAGGCCGCAUUCGACACCGGCACGGCUCACCCCAUCCAAGCCGCAGAACUGCACCCGCCGUGGCCACCUGAUCCCCAGCUGUGUGUCCUCCAGGGCCCCAGCCAUGUGUUCGUCGCCCCGUGUGCCCCGCCCUCGACUGAGGUCUGAGCCAACGCCCCUGCCGCUGCCCCUGCCCCUGCCAGCACCGACCCCCAGCCAGGGCCCCUCGCCUUCCUCCCCUGGACCUGGGGGGCCAGGCGGGGGCGGGGGACGUGGCCGGAAGCUGCUGCUGCCUACGCCCCUGCUGCGGGACCUGUACACCCUGAGUGGACUCUAUCCCUCCCCCUUCCACCGGGAUAACUUCAGCCCUUACCUGUUUGCCAGCCGUGACCACCUGCUGUGAGGCCCGACUACCCACCCAGAAUCUACCCGGUCCCCACUUCUUCCCUGCCACGCGUGUGUGUGCGUGUGCCAUGUGAGUGCCAAAGCCCCCUGUCCCCAAACCAGCCGGGCCCAGGUACCAGAAGAUGGUUGGACGAACAUCUGGGGGACCCCCCCAUCCCCUCUUGCCAUCUGGGACAUCCCAAUGGGCAGAGAUGCAGGGUGGGCCCGUGCCCCUAGGAUUGCCCUUUUAAGGGCUAAAGCCUGACCCCAUUGGCCAUUGCCUGGCCAAUGAGGGCCCCUAUUUCUCAGAAUUCUAACCAAAAGGAGUUUGCUCCAGCCAAUGGGAGCCUGCCCCUCACUUCUUAGAAUCCUCGAGCAAGAGGGCAACUCCAGCUAGUGUUCAGCGUCUGAACAGCCAAUAGGAGCCCUUAGUUUCUAGAGUGGGUGGGUAUGAUUCCAGUCAAUGGGGGACCGCCCGUGUCUAAGCAUGUGCGCUGGAGAGGAGGGAGAUGAGGUCAUUCUUUGUCAUCCAGUCCUCUCGGAAUCAGGGAGUCCCGCUGGAGGGUGGGGGCAGGCUCCCCCAUAGCAGGGUCCUUGGGGGCACCCCUUCCCCUCUUAGCCCCUCGCCUGUGUGCAGCCUCUCACCCAGUCCCUCCAAACCCCCUACUUAAGCAGGGCUUGCCCCAGUUCAGCAGUUUUGGGGUUCAGGGUGCUGUGUCUUCCCUCACCUGUGCCCAGGUCACCCCAAACCCUUCUGUUAUUUAUUAGGGAUUUUUUCUUGGAACACACCCCCAUUUUUCAUACUGCCCCCCAUGCCUCAGCCUCAUGGAGAUGUGCCAUUAUGGGGGGCAUGGGUGGAGCAGAGGGGCUCCCUCACCCUGGGCAGCCAAAGGCAGCGGACAGAGGAGACACUGUCCCCCUUUCCUGCCCCCUCCUCAUCUUUAAUAAUGACCUGGCUUCUCAUCUUUAAUAAAGACCUGUUUGUAACAGAA